This is a messenger RNA of Ectocarpus sp. CCAP 1310/34, 1074 nucleotides long. The record is from the annotation of a GenBank genome assembly. Lineage: Eukaryota; Phaeophyceae; Ectocarpales; Ectocarpaceae.
AUGUUGGCUGCUUUGGCGUGCGAGUUGAACCUCGACUUGUGUCAUUUCGAUGUUGAGCAAGCUUUUGUGCGUUCGGAGUUGGAGGAAGACGUGUACAUGCGUUUGCCGCAGGGAUGUGGAGCUCUUUCUGGAAUGACUGUAAAACUAGGCAAGAUUCUGUAUGGCUUGAGACAGGCAUCAAGGCAGUGGCAUGCAAUGCUGAAGCGGUGUUUGGUGGAGUUAGGUUUUGAGCAGUGCAUGGCCGAUGCUUGUGUGUUUCGAUUCAUUGAAGAUGGAUGUGUUGUUUUGAUUUUGAUAGUACAUGUAGAUGACAUUUUUGCUGUGGGAGAGAGGGAGAAAUGUGACAAGUUUGGCGCCGACCUUAUCAAGUCCGUGCCAGUGAAGAACCUGGGAGAGUUGAGAUGGUAUUCUGGGUGCUUUUACGAGAGGAACAAGGAGACCGGUAGGUUGACGAUUUCUCAGCAGACUCUCACGGAUGAGCUAGCAGCAGAGUAUGGAGUAGUGGGAGGUCAGAGCGUCCCGAUGUCUUCGGGGGUGAGGCUGUCUGAUAUUGAUGCGGAUGAGAUGGCGACAGACCUUCCGUUUCGUGAACUAGUCGGAUCUUUGAUGUGGCUGGCGACUAAGACUAGGCCAAAUAAUGCGAACGGUCGGUAUCAGGGGGGAUCGUCCAGGAUCGUCACGUGUGGAGGAGGCGCCGUAUCUUGGUUUUCAGAACACAGAAGUGUUGCUACGCUUUCGACGACAGAAGCAGAGUGCGUCGCGCUUGGUGACGUAGUGAAGGGGAUCUUGUUUUUGAGGCAAAUUCGGCGUUUCAUGUUGCCGCAGGUCGGCAUGCCGUGCAUCCCAGUCUUCGAGGACAACCAGGGGGCAAUUCAACUAGCGCAGAACCCCAUCUCGAACUCGAACUCGAAGCACAUUGAUGUAGGGCACCAUUUUCUCAGGGGACUGGUAGAGAGGAAGGAAGUUUCGGUGAUCCACGUGCCGUUGCCAUACCAGCGUGCAGAUUUUCUCAACAAGAGCUUGCCGAAGGACACUUGCGAGUCUCACCGUGAUUUUGUGAUGAAUUUGGCAUGA